CUAAUUCCCUUCGCCCACUCCUCGAGAGAUACGACACUCGGAGAGAAAACUAACCCUUUAUUGGGAAGGUUUACUACCCGAAAAACUACAAUUGUCAAAUGGCGCCAUUGCCGGGGAGUGGCACGACAUUAGUUUAAUUUCUUCUGAUUAGCUUGGGUGAAGAUUGGUUAGAAUGAUCUUCUCACUUUCUUUCACCAACCACCCGUAAUAAUUAUUAUGGAUAACCCUAGUGGUUAUUACGGUCCGCCUUCUUUCUACCAAUCACCUAACCGCCCUCCGUUUCAAACCCAUCCACCUUACCACCCGCAUCAGAACCCAUACGAUGAUGACUACCAAGUCAACAAUGGGUCUGAGUACUAUCCCUACCAUGAGGAACCACCAUAUGAUACCCCAUCUGAAAACUUUGGAUAUUCUCCGUACCAAGACUCUGAUGGCGAAGAUUAUUAUGAACCUCAUGGUGAUCACGAUGACUAUGACCGCAAUGGGCCUAUAUACGACGAUCAAGCUGAUCCGCUCGUCGAAGAAAUAAUAAGAUUAGAACAGAAAAUCUUCUAUUUCGACGAAGUUUUAUUCGCUGAAGGCUCCUGGUAUGAACCACCCUACUCCCGUGACUAUACCCUGUUUGCCAAAGAACAAAUUGAAGCAAACAAGGUGGCAAUUCGAGAAAGAGCGAAACUUCUUGAAUCAGUCCGGAAGGAAAAGGAGUUCGAAAGGAGAUUAUGCAAAGGAUCAGAUAUGAUGCAGAAAAUGAUGGAUGACUUCCAAAGAGAGAGACUAGAAGCCGAGGCUAAAGCUGAUAAAUUAGUCAAUGAUCUCUGUAAGGCUGUUGAACUUAAACGCUCCUUCCAAUCUCAAGAUCCACAAUUGGAGGAAGUUAAUGCUCAAAAAGAGGCUCUAGAACCUAAGACCAACCCUGAACCAUCCAACCAUCAGGUGCAAGUUCUAGAGGAUUUACCUGGUUUUACACCAUCACAGAAACCCAAGAGCAUAACAACUCUCGCUAGGGCUACUGUGGUGAUGUUACCUAAAUCCCUUCCUAGCCAAGUCACAACCAGCAUAGUCGUACAUGAGGUGGAACCAACUGAGAGACCUCACUCAAAACCACCUACGCUCAUUCAAGAAAAGGAGGAGGAAGUUUUGCCUACAGCAAUAAACGACCAUCUCCUUAAUUGUGUUCAAGACACACCUCCAGAGGAACCUGUUCUGGAGAAAGUAGAACCCAUUACCUGCCCCCAAGGUUCAAUUAAGUCCGAGCAGGAAUCUACAGACGAGGAAAUGGAUGUUGCUUGGAUGAUUCCGCAUGGAAACCGCCGCACAUUACAGAACCUGGAAGAGCUCACCUUGCACUCAGAGGAAGCAAGGAAGAAGUUUCUCACUUGGGGAAACACGAAGAUGCUCCAGCCUCCCAUGGUGUUAGACCCUGCCUAUCUGGAUGAACUAGGGCACUGGCAGGACAUCGAUGAGUUUCUGUACAACCCAAAAUGGAGGAUCCUGCUGUUCCUGCAAGCACCAGCAAGCCUGGAAGUCACCAUUGAGUUUCUUUGCUCUCUCCGCUUCCACAAUGACGGAGAGGAAGUAAAGUCAACAGCUGAGGUCACCUCCACCACCAAGGUCACAUUCACUCUAAUGGGUCGACUGCUGAGCCUUACUGUGGCAGACUUAGAGUGGCUGAUUGGUCUUUACACACUUGACGAGACGCGGAGCUUGGCCUUUGCUAAUCUGCCCGACCAGUUGGAUCUGGAGUUCGAUGUGAGGAAGUUCUGGAAAGCUCACGGGUAUGGGCGAUAUCACAGUGGAGCAAGCAUAGCCAAGAAUUGGGUGCGUCCGUCUUGGAGGAUUUUACACCAUGCAUUGACUCACAGCUAUUUGGGCCAUUCUCGUGACUCCGAUGUAGUGUUUGAUUCUGAUAUGCUAUUUUUCUGGAGUCUGGAAGCGCGCGUACCAGUCAAUUUAGCAACUUUUGUGGCCCGAUUCCUAUUUACUCAGUCGACUAGCAACCACCAGUUUGUCUUGUGUGGGCCAAUGGUUACGCUUCUGGCCCGAGGAUUAUGUAUGACAGUCCCUAAUGUUCUCCCAGAGGCUGCAAGCAUAUUCCGACCAUCGAUAAGGUAUUUAAUCCAGAUCGCUUAUAAUAAGGAGGACAAGGAGGCACGCCCCAGAAAGCAGCAUAGAAUUCCCAUGACCCUUCGUGAGCUUUCACAGGCUAUGUUUGCAUUCCAGGAUUCUGUAGACUCUCGCUUAAGGAGCAUGGAGACACUCCUCCUCACGCAACAAUGGCAGGUGGAGGAAAUACUUGAAUACACCCGGGAACAAGGAACAAAGAAGGCUGAGCAUGGGGCAGGUCCGAAACAAGGAAAACGUCAGGGAUAGUGAGAUCCCUCAUUUCUUAAUACUG
Molecule: messenger RNA, 2395 nt
Organism: Cuscuta campestris
Lineage: Eukaryota; Viridiplantae; Streptophyta; Magnoliopsida; Solanales; Convolvulaceae
Source: the annotation of a GenBank genome assembly